Fusarium verticillioides 7600 is the source of this 2617-nucleotide messenger RNA. RefSeq lists its product as hypothetical. Lineage: Eukaryota; Fungi; Ascomycota; Sordariomycetes; Hypocreales; Nectriaceae. The record is from RefSeq and is a predicted model, not a curated record. The transcript is spliced from 5 exons. The coding region runs from base 595 to 2184 and encodes 529 amino acids.
CUGGCUCUGGCUCUGGCUCUGGUUCUGUUUCUGUCUGGCUCUUGGGUUCAUUGGGUUCCUCAAAAGCGCCGUGCCCCGUCUUCCUACCCCCAUCCCCUUCCCUCUUGUCUACCGUUUCUGUUUUUGUCGUUUAUAGCUUUUUUUAUAUCUUUUUUUGCUUCAGCAGCAGAAAAGAGACUUGUUAGACGCUGAUUCAGGUCCUGUCAGAUCUCAAUUGCUUGCUCCCCUGCAUCAAAGACACGAGGUCAACGCCCACGCAUCCCGCGCUGUAGCCAUCGAAUCAUUUCUCGCUUCGUUCCGACCUACGACCAAGACGCAGACGCACCGCAGACGCUCGUCCCUCUCUCAACCCUCUUCCGUCCGCCUCUGACUUGAUUGACUGCGCGCCCACUCCCACACCAACUCACGGACCCUUCCCCUCCAGUCCAGUUCCAGUUCAGUCCAUCGCUCUUAGAGGCCCCACCUCCCCGAAGCCUCAGCUUUCUCGUCUGGCCUCUCUAUCAGCCCAGAAUCAGUUUCUACAUACAACAAACUCGAAUUUCCUCGAUUCUGUACAACAACUGUGUAACCGUUAUUUCCGACAAGCCCGUCAAGAUGGGCCUGUUUUCUCGUAAAGACAAGACGCCAAAGGGCGACCAGGCCAUCAACACCUCCCAAUCCAAUGUGAGCGUAAACUCGCAUUCUUCGAGCUUGAGAUCUCCUGCUCCUGGCGCCAACCGCAACCCCCUCAAUCGAACUUCAGCUACCAGUACAUCCCCCGGUGGCCCAAUGUCUCCAGUCAAACUCCCAAAGAUCGAUCUCCCUCGACCUCCGGACCCUCAGCUCGACCCUGCUGGUUACUUGCGAAGUCUUGGUGCUGUGAGAGAGCGAAGCAAGAUUGUCACUGACAAGGCGCUGCGCAAUGAGUUGAAGCAUUUCGAUGUGGAUAUGGGCAAGUUUCCUGAUGUGGUUACUUUUGUUACUGGAAUUAUUAAGCGAGACUAUGAUGCACCCUUCCUCAGCAUUCCUGGCCAUGGCAGAUACCAGCACUUUGCUGUCGGAGGUCGAGAUCGCAUUGCCCAGCUUCUUUCCACCUGGCCCACCAAUGUGGAUAACACAGAGCGAUGCCGACGUUUGAUCGACCUUUUCCUAGUCAGCGUUCUUCUAGAUGCGGGCGCUGGCACUUCCUGGCAAUACAAGAGUAAUGAGAAUGGUCGCGUGUACAGAAGAUCAGAGGGUAUCGCAGUUGCCAGCUUGGAGAUGUUCAAGAGUGGAUUGUUUUCUGGAAACCCCAACAACAAAUUCCAGGUCGACAAGGAUGGUCUCAAGAAUCUCACCGUCGAGAAGCUCGCUGCUGGUCUUCAAUCAAAACCUGGCAAUGAAAUGGCUGGUAUUCAGGGUCGCACCGAUCUCCUGGUCCGCCUGGGAGAAGCUUUAGCCGCUAAGGACGAUUUCUGGGGCUUUGAGGGUCGCCCUGGAUGCUUAAUCGACCAUCUCCUCGGUCACCCCUCAACACAAGCUUCGUCUAUGCUUAUCGUUCCCUUGCCCGUCCUGUGGAACGUCCUAAUGACCGGUCUCGCUCCCAUCUGGCCCGCAAACCGAACCGCGAUCAACGGUGUCUCUCUCGGCGACGCUUGGCCCUGCCAGGCUAUGCCUCAACCUGGCACAUCUCCCAAGGUUUCCGCUUUCCCCAACAGCUCAAACGCCGCUGCUUGGGAAUCUAUUCUUCCUUUCCACAAGCUCACCCAAUGGCUCACCUACUCACUCAUGCAACCGAUGCAACAACUCCUCAAGAUGCACUUUGCCGGAACAGAAUUGCUUACUGGUCUGCCCGAGUAUCGAAACGGUGGUCUUUUCGUCGAUAUGGGUGUAUUGAACUUGAGAAAGGAUGAUUUGGAGAGGGGUCUUCAGAACUACAACGAGUGGGUGCAACGGACAGGCGCCAAGGGCGUCGAGGUGGCACCCAUGUUUGAGCCCAGUGACGAUGUCAUCGUUGAGUGGAGAGGUGUCACAGUCGGGUUUCUCGAUAUGCUGUGCGUCGAGGUCAACAAGGCGCUGAAGCCAGAGCUAGGUGGAAAUGAAUUGACUUUGGCACAGUUGCUAGAGGCCGGUAGCUGGAGGGGCGGCCGCGAGAUUGCUGAGAUCAACAGACCUAAUACCAAGGAGCCCCCGAUCCUUAUCGAGAGCGACGGCACCGUAUUCUAAACAAAGGCGCUGUUUAUAAUCAACAUAUGCCCUUCUUGGAUGUAUUAACUGAAAUGAAACAUUACGGGAGGGGGGAAAUAGAGCGUGAAGCUUGAAAGUUUCUUUUUUUAAACUCGCAUUCAAAGCAUUUAUUCAAAUUAAAACCAGAAGAUGUGUUUUUUGUACUCUUUUUGCCGUAUGCAGCAAAAAGGGUAGUGGGUUUUAUUUUAUUACAGACACAAGCAAGAUGAAUUGAAAUGGAUGGAAUGGGCAAAAGGGAGCUGUAGGGCGGAAAAGAAAUCCUUGGCAGAGGGUUUGCCUAGUUUUAUAAUUGAGACACAAGUAAAGCCACGUCGUUAAAGGCGUUUAUCGCUUAAUUUAUUGAGUUGAACAAUUAAUUGGGAUAGUUGUUUCUAUUACAUCGAUAGAUACAUGCAGACACUUUUAUAUCCAG